Molecule: messenger RNA, 1952 nt
Organism: Parus major (Great Tit)
Lineage: Eukaryota; Metazoa; Chordata; Aves; Passeriformes; Paridae
Gene: TPST2
Product: tyrosylprotein sulfotransferase 2
Exons: 7
Coding region: 263-1378 (371 amino acids)
Biological process (GO): peptidyl-tyrosine sulfation
Cellular component (GO): Golgi apparatus
Molecular function (GO): protein-tyrosine sulfotransferase activity
Source: RefSeq, a predicted model, not a curated record
UCCUGCUCUCGCCAUGUGGUGGCUGACAGCAGCUCUUCUUUUUUUGUUGUGGGGUUUUUUUUGAGUGCUGCAGCUUCAUUUUCAUAUCUGCUCUCCGAGGCUCAGGGCCAUGGCUCACCUGCAGCAGAGGUGUUUUGGUGGCCACAGGUUCAGCAUGAAGCUCAACUAGCAGCACAAUGACCAUACAGGGGAAAGAUGCCCGUGGGGUUGGACACUCGCUAGCGGAGAGCUGAAGCCCCCAGCCUGUGCCCAGGAGAGCAGGAUGCGGGUCACCACGCGCAGGGUGCUGCUGCUGGUGGGCUCGGUGGCGGCCCUGAUGGUGACCCUGCACCUGGGGCAGCAGGUCCUGGAGUGCCAGCAGGUCCUGAGCGAGAGGCGGCACAGGCUGAUGAGGCCCGAGAACGAGGAGCUGGUGAUGGUGGACGCCAACCACGUGGAGUACCGGUACAGCAAGGACAUGCCCCUGAUCUUCAUCGGCGGCGUCCCCCGCAGCGGCACCACGCUGAUGAGGGCCAUGCUGGACGCCCACCCCGAGGUGCGCUGCGGGGAGGAGACCCGCAUCAUCCCCCGCGUGCUGGCCAUGCGCCAGGCCUGGUCCAAGUCCGGCCGCGAGAAGAUGCGGCUGGACGAGGCGGGGGUGACGGACCAGGUGCUGGACGCGGCCAUGCAGGCCUUCAUCCUGGAAGUGAUCGCCAAGCACGGCGAGCCCGCCAGGUACCUGUGCAACAAGGACCCCUUCACGCUCAAGUCCUCCGUGUACCUGUCCCGGCUGUUCCCCAACUCCAAGUUCCUGCUGAUGGUGCGGGACGGGCGCGCCUCGGUGCACUCCAUGAUCACGCGCAAGGUGACGAUCGCCGGCUUCGACCUGAACAGCUACCGGGACUGCCUGACCAAGUGGAACAAGGCCAUCGAGGUGAUGUAUUCCCAGUGCCUGGAGAUCGGCCGUGCCCGCUGCCUGCCCGUCUACUACGAGCAGCUGGUGCUGCACCCCGAGAGGUCCAUGCACAACAUCAUGAGGUUCCUGGACAUUUCCUGGAGCGACACGGUGCUGCACCACGAGGAGCUCAUCGGGAAGCCCGGUGGGGUGUCCCUUUCCAAGAUAGAAAGGUCAACAGACCAGGUGAUCAAGCCGGUGAACAUGGAGGCGUUAUCCAAAUGGAUCGGGCACAUCCCGGGGGAUGUGCUGCAGGACAUGGCCCACAUCGCCCCCAUGCUCGCCAGACUUGGCUACGACCCCUACGCCAACCCCCCCAACUACGGCCACCCCGACCCCCUGGUUGUCAACAACACGCACAGAGUUUUAAAGGGGGAUUAUAAAACACCGGCCAAUCUCAAAGGUCACCUGCAGGUGACUCAGAACACAUCAUCUCCUCACUAAAAAAAUUAAUGAUUUCCAGAACGCUGCCAAUGGCCUGUUGUUGCCCGAGAAGGAAGAGUGUGCAGUGGGCCCGUGGAAAUCAGUUCUCCAAGCAUAUUGCUUGCUCCUACUGUUGCCAAAUGACUGCGCUCCAGGAAUGUAUUUGCAUUUAUUUGCAAAGGCCAAACGUGCUCCGCGGCGGGAACGUCGCCGGCCUCUCCCAGCGCUCCGUGGGGAAUGCAGCUGUGGAAAUCCGGACUCGGGGGGCGGGAGGAGAUUCCCUGUGCCGUGGCUGGAGGACUCCGUACAUCGCGUUUGUGUCUCGUGAUCUGUUCCCCGUUCCCGGUGUGGGGAACAGCCCUCCCAUCCCUGCUGUUCCGUAUUCCUGGGACCGGGAAGAGCCACCCUGGUCCUGCUGUUCCCAACUCCCAGGGUCAGGAACAGCCCCCUGGCCCCGAAGAGCCUUUGUGGUGCGUGUGCCCUCCCCACCACCUCCUCCCCGACCCUGCAGAGGCUAUUGCAGAGUUAAUAUAUGGCCCCUCCCCUCCUCCACUCCCGGUGUCGGACACCAUUAAAGUGUUGAUUUGAUAUUUAA